Molecule: messenger RNA, 1220 nt
Organism: Microstroma glucosiphilum
Lineage: Eukaryota; Fungi; Basidiomycota; Exobasidiomycetes; Microstromatales; Microstromataceae
Product: putative 20S proteasome beta2 subunit
Exons: 4
Coding region: 274-1134 (286 amino acids)
Cellular component (GO): proteasome core complex
Molecular function (GO): threonine-type endopeptidase activity
Source: RefSeq, a predicted model, not a curated record
AUUCAAGCAAACUUGUAGCCAUUCGUCACCUUCUCCCUUGUCCAUCAACACUUCUACGAUACGCUUUUGCUUCGCUGCCACUGAUCCGUCUAUCGUCAAGAGUGAGACCGGGUUUAGCGAAGCGCGGAAGGCGAGGAAGCGCCGCUUACAUAAGUCGCGGUGACGAAGCGGGGGCGGGCCUGAGCGUCAGCCCUAGUCGCCCGCUACUCCUUCCCUGCCACCUUUCGUCCCUAGCUGUCUGUUCCACAUCGCACCUCGCUCAUCUCGCCGACGAUGACAGAUCUGCUUCCCUCUGCCUCCAAGUCGGGUUUCGACUUUGGCUCCUACUCCCGCAACAACUUUCUGGGCCACAAGGGCUACCCAGUGCCCAAAGCCACCUCCACUGGUACUACGAUUGUGGGAUGCGUGUACAAGGACGGCGUAGUGCUGGGUGCUGAUACAAGAGCUACAGAGGGACCCAUCGUUGCUGACAAGAAUUGCGAGAAGAUUCACUACAUCUCUGACAACAUCAGGUGCUGUGGAGCUGGUACAGCUGCCGAUACCGAAUUCGUGACCGCCCUCAUCUCGAGCAACAUGCAGCUACACGAGCUACACACAGGGAGGAGACCGAGGGUAGUGACUGCAAUGACGAUGCUGAAGCAGCGGCUAUUCCAAUAUCAAGGACACAUCGGAGCUGCUCUAGUCCUUGGAGGCUACGAUGCAACAGGACCCAACUUGUUCACAGUCGCACCUCAUGGAUCGACUGACAAGCUACCCUACGUGACAAUGGGCUCCGGAAGUCUAGCAGCCAUGGCAGUCUUUGAGAGUGGUUGGGAGAAGGACAUGACUAGAGAACAAGCAAUCAACCUAGUAGUAGCAGCCAUCUCCUCUGGAAUCUUCAACGAUCUAGGCUCCGGUUCCAACGUCGACGUCUGUGUCAUCACAAAGGACCAGACGGAGAUGUUGCGCAAUUACGAGAAGCCCAACGAGCGUGGUCAAAAGGAAAAGUCAUACCUCUUCCCCAAGGGAGUGACUGGAUUCACAAAGGAAAUGAUCUACGAUAUGGUUGUGCAGGAGGAUGUGCUUGCUGUGGGUGGGGGACCCCCUACCACGGCAGAAGUGGUGCCUGCGACGGAGAAGAUGGACACUACGUGAUGGUACAACGGACAGAAGGGGUCGAAGGGAGUACCUUAACUCUUCUUGCGUAGAUGCAAUCAAAGACAUUGAGACAGAAAGUAUGA